Messenger RNA from Scutellospora calospora, 131 nucleotides. The record is from the annotation of a GenBank genome assembly. NCBI's taxonomy places the organism in Eukaryota, Fungi, Glomeromycota, Glomeromycetes, Diversisporales, Gigasporaceae.
AAAAUGAACGUAAGAAAAGAAAAUCCAAAGAAGAAAAACGACUUAACAACGCGAUCAACUCUAUCACAGGAAUGGAUCUAAAUGAUAGUGAAUGUGAUGACGAAUCAGAUAAUGAUAUCAAGAAAGAAUAA